AUGUUGACUGCGCUCCAUCAUCCAUCGAAGAUAUCCAAGAGGCGAGAGGAGAUUUUGGUGGAAAUCCUGCAAUUCAAAGCUGAAAACCGUCACCGCCGAAUCCCCCUGGCCUUUGACUACAUCUGGCAAAAGUCGAUGAACCUCGAAGACUGGAAGAAAGACGUGAUAAUCUCAGCCUUCAUGAAGUGGGUUCGCGCCAAACGAACUAUCGAAAAAAUCAUUUUCUUGCAAGUGUUGAGGAAUAGCUUCAUGUGA
Messenger RNA from Soboliphyme baturini, 255 nucleotides. The record is from the annotation of a GenBank genome assembly. Lineage: Eukaryota; Metazoa; Nematoda; Enoplea; Dioctophymatida; Soboliphymatidae.